Molecule: messenger RNA, 2365 nt
Organism: Ailuropoda melanoleuca (giant panda)
Lineage: Eukaryota; Metazoa; Chordata; Mammalia; Carnivora; Ursidae
Gene: ZFAND2A
Product: zinc finger AN1-type containing 2A
Exons: 8
Coding region: 474-1007 (177 amino acids)
Biological process (GO): proteasome-mediated ubiquitin-dependent protein catabolic process; protein targeting to ER
Cellular component (GO): endoplasmic reticulum; cytoplasm
Molecular function (GO): zinc ion binding
Source: RefSeq, a predicted model, not a curated record
GGCGGCGGGAUUGGCCGGCCGGGUGCUGACGUCUCGGGGCGCGCCGGGAACGCCGAGUCUCAGCGGGGCGAGAUUGGCCGGCCGGGCGGUGACGUAGUCGGGGCGCGCCGGGCGGGUACGGGCCGCGGCUGCUCUCUGAGCCCCAGGCAGCGAAUAAAUGGCCGGGGGAUCGGCGAUAUGCGAUGCGUCGCUCUCCCGCGGGCUCCGACGGCGUGCUGCGACCCGUCGGAUCCCAUUUUCCCAGGCCUUUUGGUCUUGUCCCCUGCGGCUGACCGCUGGAAGACACAUCCAGCUUCCCGUCUCCGCCGCCUCCCGCUCGCCAUCGCAGCCGCCCGGGCGCCAGACGAGAGCCAGCCAUUUGUGUAACCUGACUGUGGGAAAACCUUGUCAACGUGAGUCAGAAUGGUUUCAAGCAAAACUGAAUUCCGGGUGAUCCAUCUCUCUGCCAUCUGCGUUUUUGACACUUUCUCAUAAUGGAGUUCCCUGAUUUGGGGAAGCAUUGUUCAGAAAAAACUUGCAAACAGCUAGAUUUUCUUCCCUUAAAAUGUGAUGCAUGUAAACAAGAUUUCUGUAAAGACCAUUUUACUUGUGCUGCACAUAAAUGUCCCUUUGCAUUCAAGAAGGAUGUUCAGGUCCCAGUGUGCCCACUUUGUAACAACCCAGUCCCAAUAAAAAAGGGGGAGAUACCAGAUAUGGUGGUUGGUGAGCACAUUGAUCGAGACUGUAGCUAUCAUCCUCGGAAGACUGAGAAGAUUUUUACGUACCGGUGCUCAAAAGAGGGGUGCAAGAAGAAAGAGAUGCUGCGGGUGGCCUGUGACCAGUGCGGUGGCAGUUUCUGUAUUCGGCACAGACACCCUCUGGAUCACAGCUGCAAGCACGGGGGCCGCCCCAUCGGCGCAGCCGGGUGCACGGCUGCCAGGGCCUCUGAAUCCAAGCCGUCGGGAGCGUCGAACAUGCUGUCCAGCAGCUGGUUGGCUCAGCGACUCAGGUGGAAAGUAAAGAGAUGACGUGACUGUCAGCCACACGGGCACGUUAGCUUGUUCUGCGUGUUAUUUUGGCUUGGUAGGCAGCGUUUGUGCUCUAGUGCCUUUGUACUCCUCAUGGCAAACAGGACCAUUAAACUUUUCCAGUAAAAUGUACAGAUUUUGGCAAAAUAAACAGAAGGAUGGAUAUUAAUAUUCCAAGUUAGGCUAAGCUAUUCUGUCAACCUCUUCUUCCUCCCUCCUGCCCCCCAAUUAAAGUGACAUAAAGAUUGAAGGAUCGGAGUGUGCCAGAUGAGAGGGCAGCUCUGCCCUUGCCUGAGUCCCUCAAGAACCCCGUGUUCUGGAAGCCUCUGUCACUUACACAGCCACACAGCUGAUUGCACCCCAUCUUCAUCUUGUGGCUUCCGUGGUGACAGGUACCUGAGCCCUGGAAAGUGUGGGAGGCUGUGGGCCUACCUUGUUAGGGGCCUUGUUCAGAGGCGGCCCCUGCACACAGCCCCUGUUCCACUGAGAGGACAGCCCUGUGGCCAUACAGACUCAGGUGCUGGGCUUACACUGACAGACUUGGUCCAUGAGAGAGCCCCAUGUCCUGCGACCCUGGGCGUUGGGAAACAGUGAAGCAAAAUGUCAUUUGAGUUGGGUCCUGAUCUUAAUCCACUGGUCAUCCACCUGUAUAUCCAGACCUCCCCUUGCUCCUGGAUUAAUUAAAUCCAGGCGAUUGCUCUUGGUUUCCGAGCCUCAAAGCACAAUGCGGGGAGGGGCUUCUGUUCAGUUUCCAUUCCACAAAUAGGUGAUCAAAACUCUUUCUGUGGCUGUCUUAGUUGGGGGUGUUUGUUCUGGACCAGUGGUUCCCACACUUCCGCGUGCUCAUGAUUGUGUCGAGGGCUCUUCUGAAGGGCACUGGGCCCCACUUCCGGAGUUUUCUGGUUCUGUGGGUGUGGGAGGCCUUGAGAAUCUGCACUUCCGGCAAGUUCCCAGCUGAUGCUGCUGAUCUGGGGACCCCACUUGGACAAAUCACCCCCUGCACCCCUGCUGUCCGGGACGCAGUCACUAGCCACAGAGGUUAUGAAGCACAGGAGGUGCAGCUGGCCCAACUGGGAUCGGAUUUUUUGUUGUAUUUAACUUAAAGGCAAUUAAGUUGAUGCACUUUUUAGAAAACUUCAGUAUGUUAGGAACUUGGUAUGGAAGUCUGUUUUUUCAACUGUAAAUUUAAAAUACAGGUCAGCCCUUUCUCAUGAAAAUUUAAUGUCCAAAUUGAGAGUCUAAAACACUGAGCUUUGAAGGCAAUACCGAAAAAGUAAAGUAUGUCAUUAUUAAAAUUAUUAUUCACUUGUUGAAAUGCUAAUAUUUUGGAUAUGAUGUAUUAAAUAAAGCAGUAAAGU